Molecule: messenger RNA, 1530 nt
Organism: Notolabrus celidotus (New Zealand spotty)
Lineage: Eukaryota; Metazoa; Chordata; Actinopteri; Labriformes; Labridae
Gene: ctns
Product: cystinosin, lysosomal cystine transporter
Exons: 12
Coding region: 163-1296 (377 amino acids)
Biological process (GO): L-cystine transport
Cellular component (GO): lysosomal membrane
Molecular function (GO): L-cystine transmembrane transporter activity
Source: RefSeq, a predicted model, not a curated record
ACCCGCCAAUGAGGAAGCAGUCAAAACAACUGAGGAGGUGUGUGUGUUGUAUCUUUUGCUUCACUUCAGGUGUGUGUUGGCUGCGUGACGGCUGUGGAACGUGGAUGUUUCGACUCGUGCUGUCACGGCUUUCAGGUUGACGGUAUCCAUCAUUUUGCAGAGAUGUCAGGUCUGGGCUUGGCUAAGAGGUGGCUACCUACUUACCUGCUGCUUCUGUGGAUGUUCACAGACAUGUCUGAGUCCAGACUUUAUUUGUCUGCACCAAGUGUGGUGACGCUUGAGGAAAACGCAAAUGCCAGUAUUACCAUUACUACCAGGUUUCCUGUCAACCAGUCAGCUGUGAUUGAGUUAAAUGUAACCCACAGCUCCAAGCAGAACUACUCAUCUAUAAUUACAAUUCCAAAGCAGGUGUUUCUACCAGCAGAGGCAAACUCAGUCUCCUUCAAUGUGUCUGCCCAUGAUGUGGGUCAGGUGACAACACACUUACAGAGCAACAACUCAGAUCUCAACAGGAUCCACUUUAUGGUUGUGCGUAGUAACAUCCUUUCUGGAAUCAGUCAGGUGAUAGGCUGGAUUUAUUUUUUCGCCUGGUCGGUGUCUUUCUACCCACAGGCCUGGGACAACUGGAAGAGGAAAAGUGUUGUAGGUCUCAACUUUGAUUUCCUGGCCCUCAACCUCACGGGCUUCAUCGCUUACAGUGUCUUCAAUAUAGGGCUGUUUUGGAUUCCUUACACAAAGGAGGAGUUUCUGAAGGAGAAUCCCAAUGGAAUUAACCCUGUUGAUGCCAAUGAUGUCUUCUUCAGUCUCCAUGCUGUCCUGCUGUGUUUGAUCUAUGCUAUCCAGGCUGCUGUGUAUGAGAGGGGCGAUCAAAAGGUCUCUUGGAUAGCCUUGGGCUUGUUGCUGAUUGGCUGGACUUUUGCCUUGAUUAGCUUGUUUCUUGCUGUAGCCAGACAGAUCACUUGGUUGGAUUACCUCUACUAUUUCUCCUACAUUAAACUAGCAGUCACCCUGAUCAAGUAUGUACCACAGGCAUUCAUGAACUAUAAAAGACAGAGUACUGAGGGCUGGAGUAUUGGCAAUGUGUUGCUGGACUUCACUGGUGGAACCUUCAGUAUUCUUCAGAUGAUCUUACAGUCUUACAACAAUGAUGAAUGGACGCUGAUAUUUGGGGAUCCUACAAAGUUUGGCCUUGGACUGUUCUCUGUGGUGUUUGACAUCCUCUUCAUGACUCAGCACUACUGUCUCUACAGAAAGCCACCACAGUAUGAAGCUAUUGUAGAACAACAAGAAGCCUGAUGUGGACCCCUUGCCUUGUUGAUGGACUACCUUUAAACAUUACUUCAAGGGAGCCUAUGAUUGAUUUCUAUCAGUCAGCCCACAAUAAGCACACCUGAUCAACAAAGAAUUGAUUGAAGCUGUUGAUUAUCAUGUUGCUUUCCUCCAAAGCAGUGCCUUCUUCUUAAAAAUCAGCACUUUAUGUAAUGAUGUCAAUGUCAACACUUUUUAUUAAAUGCAAUAUCACAACUGUUA